This is a messenger RNA of Dendrobium catenatum, 915 nucleotides long. RefSeq names its product ubiquitin-fold modifier-conjugating enzyme 1. Bases 98 to 622 code for a protein of 174 amino acids. Gene Ontology annotation, molecular function: UFM1 conjugating enzyme activity. The record is from RefSeq and is a predicted model, not a curated record. Lineage: Eukaryota; Viridiplantae; Streptophyta; Magnoliopsida; Asparagales; Orchidaceae. Gene Ontology annotation, cellular component: cytoplasm. Gene Ontology annotation, biological process: protein K69-linked ufmylation. The transcript has 3 exons.
UUCUUUUGUUUGCGCGCAUCUCAAUUUUGUCUUCCGAUAUCAUCGCCGCGCAGGCAGAGUAGCCUCUAGUCCUACCAGAAAAUCGGCAGAUUAGGCCAUGGAGGAAUGGGAUCCGAACACGAAGUCAGCCCUUACGAAGAUCCCACUGCUCGCGACCCGCGCCGGACCCCGCGAUGGCGCGGCAUGGACGCAGCGCUUGAAGGAGGAGUACCGAGCCCUAAUUGCGUAUACUUCGAUGAACAAAUCCAAUGACAAUGACUGGUUCCGUAUCUCCGCCGAUAACCCCGAGGGCACUCGAUGGACGGGAUCCUGCUGGUACGUCCACAAUCUCCGACGCUACGAGUUCCGUCUCCAAUUCGACAUCCCCGUCACCUAUCCCACCACAGCCCCUGAGAUCGAGCUGCCCGAACUUGAUGGAAAGACCCACAAGAUGUAUAGGGGAGGGAAGAUCUGCCUGACAGUACAUUUCAAGCCCCUCUGGGCCAAGAACUGUCCACGAUUUGGAAUUGCUCACGCUUUGUGCUUGGGCCUUGCACCAUGGUUGGCAGCGGAGGUGCCUAUUCUGGUUGAUUCUGGCAUGGUGAAGCAUAAGGAUGAUGAAGUUUCAUCAGUAGAAUCCUGAGUACAGUAUUGCGUCAAUUACUUAUCUGGAAAUAAAUAUGAUCAAUAAAUGUUCUUUGACUGGCACUAUUAACUGUUUUAGGAAAGAAAUUAUAGUUGAAAUGCUUCGUGCAAUCAGCUAAAUUCAUGGAUGGAAUUGUUUAUAUAGGUUUGCUUAUAUCUUUUUAGACUACUUAAUGUCAAGUACAUUUUUGAGGAAAUGUACACUUUGGACUUCAGUUGAGCAUGUGUUAAGCUGAGGCGGUGGUUAAGUUGAUUUGCUGACAUUUUCACUAGAAAUGCCAUCUUAGAGAC